This is a messenger RNA of Lingula anatina, 2043 nucleotides long. RefSeq names its product follistatin-A. NCBI's taxonomy places the organism in Eukaryota, Metazoa, Brachiopoda, Lingulata, Lingulida, Lingulidae. Gene Ontology annotation, molecular function: extracellular matrix binding; collagen binding; protein binding. Gene Ontology annotation, biological process: anatomical structure development. The record is from RefSeq and is a predicted model, not a curated record.
AAUGUAACUGCUUGUCUGUAAAAAGGAAGUUCGUUAUGUAAUAAAACUACUUUGACGUACUUUGAUUUUUUAAAAUCAAUAAUAUACCAAUUAGGACAACUGCGGCAGCAGCAGUAAUGAUGUCAGACUGACAGUGCCAGUAGCACAAAAAGGGACAGUAGUAAUGGGCUAUCUCAAAACGCUUUUUUUUUUGUUAUCACUGUUAUUUAAUCAGUUUUAUGGUUGCUUUUCUCAAACGGAUGAGAGAUGUUUCUCCAUAAAAAUGUGUAGCUUUAUUGCAUUUUGUCUGACGGUUUCGCUUAUUCUGUGAGCCUUUCUAAACCCCACAACUACUUUUAACACCUUUAGUCCUUUAAUCGUGAGAUGACGUGUUUAAAGGCAUUUUGAUUAAGUACAGUUCAUCUAAUACAUUAUCGGCCAGGAAUGUGACACAAAUGAAGGUAUUUCAUUCCUCUAACUGGGAAUGGGUCUCCAAACGAGUAAAUAAUCGUUGGCCUUGAAUCCCCCCACCCAAAUUAAAGCAGAAGGUAUUCCGAUUAAAAAAGUCAUGCUUCUCUAUUGUUUUAACUGGAAAUGUUUAGCAAUGCGUGUUCUGAGUCGGUCCCUUUAGUCUCAUUCAUUGACGGGAUCGCUAACCACGUGGUUGGGAAGAGGCAAACAUGGUCCCCGUAUAAAUUGCGUGGAUAGCCAGACGGAGGGAGAUAUAUGCGUUAACAUCGGUGUUACGUGCAUCACAUCUACGACAGUGCCCUUAUUGGAAAAACGAUUUUUUCUGCUUCGUUUCUAUUAUAUCAUUUUAUUCUGGACGUUGGAAGAGACAGGCUGAUUGCAUAAAAUAUAAAAAAACUGCUUCUUGCAAAAAUGCAGACUUUUACCAUCAUUCACCGCGCCGUAAUGGGGAAAUCCGUGGUCCUGCUUACUUGCUUGUGGAUGAUACUCUAUAUUUCAUCAAGCCCAGUGGCAGCUGGGAAUUGCUGGUUGAUGGUUGGCAGCAAUGGACUGUGCCAAAGUUUCUAUAAAGGCAAUGUAUCCCGGGAGGAAUGCUGCAGAAGGGGGCAUGCAAAUAGGGCAUGGACACCAGAAGACUUAUCCUCAGGGGAACUGUUCUACAUUUUGGCCAUAAGACAAGGGGCUCCAAACUGCCAACCUUGCCAAGAGACCUGUGAGCAGGUAAAAUGUGAGGAAGGCAAGAGAUGCAAAAUGCGCAAUGGCCGCCCCAAGUGUGUGUGUGCUCCGCGAUGUUCCAGUAACCGACCUCAGCACAAAGGCCCGCUAUGUGGUACUGAUGGCAGAAUGUACCGAAAUCACUGUAGUAUGCUCAAAUAUAACUGCAGACACAAUAAAAAAGUGGAAAUUGCUUAUUUUGGAAGAUGUCAAAAAUCCUGUGAUAAUGUAAUAUGCACUGACAACAAAAACUGUGUGGUGGAUCAGAAUGGCAUGCCUCACUGUGUGUACUGCUCUAUCCACUGUCCUCCCGCCCACAGUGCCAGCCAGAUGAUCUGUGGGGCUGAUGGCGUCACCUAUGAAAGCUUCUGCUUGCUGCAACAAGCCACUUGCAGGAAAGGCAGGACAAUAGGCAGUGCCUACCACGGCCCAUGUCAAGGUCAUAUCACCUGCCAAAAUCUAACUUGCUCAGAUAAUAAGAAGUGUCUUGUCAACAUUAAAACAAAAAGACCGCAGUGUGUGUCAUGUAAUAUGGACUGCUCAGACUAUGGGGCACUAAAAGUUUGUGGAACAGAUAAUCAGACCUAUAGCAGCUGGUGCAAGAUGCAUCAGACUGCCUGCCAGAUGGGUGUAGUGAUAGAAACUCAACAUGCUGGUGCAUGCGGAACAUUAGGAGAUGCAUUUAAUGUGGACUAUUACGAUGCUUCAGGCAUAAAUGACCCAAGCACUGAGUGAUUUGGCCACGGCAAAGUACUGGAUCAAGUCUACUGAGCAUCUUGGACAGGGCAAGGCAGCAAGCUGGAGAGGGAUUUUCAGCAGAAUCAGUCAGCAUAAGAACGCAGGGGUCUUAUGAAAAGCCACAAACACUAAGUUAAAUUC